Molecule: messenger RNA, 1290 nt
Organism: Patella vulgata (common limpet)
Lineage: Eukaryota; Metazoa; Mollusca; Gastropoda; Patellidae
Product: salivary glue protein Sgs-3-like
Exons: 4
Coding region: 1-1290 (429 amino acids)
Source: RefSeq, a predicted model, not a curated record
AUGAAUGUAGAAAUAGAAUCUACCACAGAUGUAACAACAGACAUACAACUUAGCACAAAUGUAACAGUAACAAUAUCAUCUACCAAAAAUGUAACAACGGACAUAGCUCCUACGAUAGGUGUACAAAAAGAAAUACCAUCUACAGCAGAUGUAAUAACAGAUAAACAAUCUAUCACAAAAUAUGUAACAUCAAAUAUACCAUCUACGACGGAUGUAAUAACAGUAAUAUCACAAACAACAGAUGUAGCAAUGGACAUACACCCUACUACAGGUGUAAGAACCAACAUUCCUACUACUACAGGUCUUCCAACUACGAUAUUGGCACCUACAUCUGUUACAAAUGCAAAAAGAGCAAUUGGACCUACGAUACAUGUACCUACUACUACAGAUGUUCCAACUGUGACAGAUGUAAUAACACACAUGUCUCAAACUACAGAUGUAACAACACCGAAACCAUCUACCACAGAUGUAAUAGCACAAAUACAAUCUACCACAGAUGUAACAACAGACAUAAAAUCUACCUCAAAUGUAACAGUAAAAAUACCAUCUACCACAAAUGUAACAACGGGCAUAGCUCCUACGAUAGGUGUACAAACAGACAGGCCAUCUACGACAUCUGUAAUAACAGACAUACCAUCUACAGCAGAUAUAAUAACAGAUAUACCAUCUAUCGCAGAUUUAACAACACAGAAACCAUCUACUACAGAUGUGAUAACAGAUAUACCGUCUACAACAUAUAUACCAUCUAUCACAGAUUUGGCACCUACAUCUGUUACAAAUGCAACAAGAGCAAUUGGACCUACGAUACAUGUACCCACUACUACAGAUGUUCCAACUGUGACAGAUGUAAUAACACACAUGCCUCAAACUACAGAUGUAACAACACCGAAACCAUCUACCACAGAUGUAAUAGCACAAAUACAAUCUACCACAGAUGUAACAACAGAUAUAAAAUCUACCUUAAAUGUAACAGUAAAAAUACCAUCUACCACAAAUGUAACAACGGGCAUAGCUCCUACGAUACGUGUACAAACAGACAGGCCGUCUACGACAUCUGUAAUAACAGACAUACCAUCUACAGCAGAUAUAAUAACAGAUAUACCAUCUAUCGCAGAUUUAACAACACAGAAACCAUCUACUACAGAUGUGAUAACAGAUAUACCGUCUACAACAUAUAUACCAUCUAUCACAGAUGUAAUAACAGUCAUACCAUUUACCAAUGAUGCAGUAACAAAUAUACCAUCUAUCACAAAUGUAACAACAAAUAUACUAUCUACAAAAGAUACCUGA